CCUGUGGGGCCGGUGGGGCGGGGCGGGGCGGCGUGAGGAGGGAAGUUGUCGAAGUUCGGGGGAGACGCCCGGCCGCCGGCCUCGCCUACGGCCUGUCCCUCCGCCUCCUUCCCGCCCCGGGGCCCCGGCCGCCCGUCCUUCCUUCCCCUCCCGUGCAUGAUGGAAACACCAUGGCUGCGGCAGUCCAGCUCUCCCUGACACAGUUGUCAAGUGGGAAUCCUGUAUAUGAAAAAUACUAUAGACAGGUUGACACAGGCCAUACUGGAAGGGUGUUGGCUUCAGAUGCUGCUGCAUUCCUGAAAAAAUCAGGGCUUCCAGACUUGAUUCUCGGAAAGAUUUGGGAUUUAGCUGACACAGAUGGCAAAGGUGUCCUGAACAAACAAGAAUUCUUUGUUGCUUUACGGCUUGUGGCGUGUGCCCAGAAUGGACUGGAAGUUUCACUGAGUAGCUUGAAUCUGGCUGUUCCUCCACCAAGAUUUCAUGACUCUAGCAGUCCUUUGCUAGCCAGUGGGACUUCAGCUGCCGAGCUCCCUUGGGCUGUAAAGUCUGAAGACAAAGCCAAAUAUGAUGCAAUUUUUGAUAGUUUGAGUCCAGUGGAUGGAUUUUUGUCUGGUGAUAAAGUGAAACCAGUGUUGCUCAACUCUAAGUUACCUGUGGAAAUCCUUGGAAGAGUUUGGGAAUUGAGCGAUAUUGACCAUGAUGGAAAGCUUGACAGAGAUGAGUUUGCAGUUGCCAUGUUUUUGGUAUACUGUGCACUGGAGAAAGAACCUGUGCCAAUGUCCUUGCCUCCAGCCUUGGUGCCACCUUCAAAGAGAAAAACGGUCAGUAUAUCAGCCUCCAUGUGGUUGAUCCCCUCUUCAGCAGCCAAGAAAUCUUACCACUCCUUACCACCUGUAGGCAUUUUACCUACCAAAGCAUCGUUAAGACAGUGGGUUGUAUCCCCUGCAGAAAAGGCUAAAUAUGAUGAAAUCUUCCUGAAAACUGAUAAGGAUAUGGAUGGAUAUGUAUCUGGACUGGAGGUGCGUGAAACCUUCCUGAAAACAGGUUUACCUUCUGCCUUACUAGCCCACAUCUGGGCACUGUGUGACACAAAGGACUGUGGGAAGCUUUCAAAAGACCAGUUUGCCUUGGCUUUUCACUUAAUCAAUCAGAAGUUAAUAAAGGGCAUCGAUCCUCCUCAUAUCCUCACUCCUGAGAUGAUUCCACCAUCAGACCGGUCUAGUUUCCAAAAGACCAUCGUAGGAUCAAGUCCUGUUGCAGAUUUCUCUGCUAUUAAGGAACUAGAUACCCUUAACAAUGAAAUAGUUGACCUGCAGAGGGAAAAGAACAAUGUGGAACAGGACCUUAAAGAGAAGGAAGACGCAGUUAAGCAGAGGACAAGUGAGGUUCAGGAUCUUCAAGAUGAAGUUCAAAGGGAGAGUGUUAAUCUGCAAAAACUACAGGCCCAGAAGCAGCAGGUGCAGGAACUCCUUGAUGAGCUGGAUGAGCAGAAAGCCCAGCUGGAAGAACAGCUCAAGGAAGUCAGGAAAAAGUGUGCUGAGGAGGCCCAGCUGAUCUCUUCCCUGAAAGCUGAAAUAACUAAUCAAGAAUCUCAGAUCUCCACUUACGAGGAAGAACUGUCAAAAGCUAGAGAAGAACUAAGUCGCCUACAACAGGAAACAGCACAAUUGGAAGAAAGCGUGGAGUCAGGAAAGGCUCAGCUAGAACCUCUUCAGCAGCACCUACACGAAUCCCAACAGGAAAUCAGUUCAAUGCAAAUGAGACUCAUGGAAAUGAAAGAUCUGGAAAAUCAUAACGACCAAUCAAAUUGGUCCAGUAGCCCACAAAGCAUUCUGGUAAAUGGUGCUACAGAUUAUUGUAGCCUCAGCACCAGCAGCAGUGAAACAGCCAACCUCAAUGAACAUGCUGAAGGCCAGAACAAUCUAGAGUCUGAAACCAUACACCAGGAGUCAUCAGUGAGAAGUAGUCCUGAAAUAGCACCUUCUGAUGAAAACGAAGUUGUGACUGCAGCUGGUAAUGAGAAAGUUAGUCCCAGAUUGGAUGAUGACAAGCACUCCAAAGAGGAGGAUCCAUUUAAUGUAGAAUCAAGUUCACUGACAGAUCCAGUUGCAGAUCCAAACUUGGAUUUCUUUCAGUCCGAUCCUUUUGUUGGCAGUGAUCCUUUCAAGGAUGAUCCUUUUGGAAAAAUUGAUCCGUUUGGUGGUGAUCCUUUCAAAGGCUCAGAUCCGUUUGCAUCUGAUUGCUUCUUUAAGCAGUCUUCCACUGACCCUUUUACCACUUCCGGCACUGAUCCUUUCAGUGCCUCCAGCAAUAGCAGUAAUACAUCGGUAGAAACUUGGAAGCACAAUGACCCAUUUGCUCCUGGUGGAACAGUUGUUGUUGCAGCUAGUGAUUCAGCCACAGACCCUUUUGCUUCUGUUUUUGGAAAUGAAUCAUUUGGAGAUGGAUUUGCUGACUUCAGCACAUUGUCAAAGGUCAACAGUGAAGAUCCUUUUAAUCCUACCACAUCAAGUUCUGCCAGUAAUGUGGUCAUUCCAAAACCUGUGUUAGAGGAGACAUCCACCACGAGUGAGGAUGUUCCUCCAGCACUGCCGCCCAAGACUGGAACUCCAACAAGACCCUGCCCGCCACCGCCUGGGAAAAGACCCAUCAACAAAUUGGAUUCUUCUGAUCCCUUUAAACUGAAUGAUCCAUUUCAGCCUUUCCCAGGCAAUGAUAGUCCCAAAGAAAAAGAUCCUGAUAAGUUUUGUGAUCCGUUCACUUCUUCUGCCACUACCAGUAAAGAGGCUGACCCAAGCGAUUUUGCUAACUUCAGUGCUUAUCCCUCUGAAGAAGAUAUGAUUGAAUGGGCAAAGAGAGAAAGUGAGAGAGAAGAGGAACAAAGGCUUGCCAGACUCAAUCAGCAGGAACAAGAAGACUUGGAACUGGCCAUUGCACUUAGCAAAUCAGAGAUAUCCGAAGCAUGAGGAGUCACUGGUCAGCAGCACAGUGCUCUUCCAUAUGCUGAAGCUAUUUACCAUGUGCAUCCAACUACCUAGGAGCAUGGGAUACAAAACGUUUGAGGUUCCUAUAAAUGUGACAAAAAUGUAGCUUGUUUUUUGGGGAAAAAAAAGCUAUUUCAAAUGUGUCUUUUAUUUUUUUUCUUCCUAAAGCAGUACCCUAAUUAGACAGCUUCACCUAGACCCCUGUUCUGGUGUGCAUUUAUAGUAAGCUCUUGCCUGCUUAUACUAUUCCCUGUAAAGCUAGAGCACCAAGCCUCUCCAUUCUAGAACCUAGCAGAUAGUUUCGCGCUAUGCUGCCCUUGUCUGUAGUUCCUAUGACAGCAAUUAGAGUUCUGAAAAUGUGCAAGUAUUCUCCUUGAGCUGAGUGGUUGAAGUGGAGGGGGAGGGAAAGAGCAACCUCUUCCUUUUGAUCAGUACGAAUUAGCCAGUUAAAAGUGCAUUAUAUGUACUUCUGGAGAAAAUACAAUUUGUUAUUUAGAGACAGGGGAACAUAUUCUGUGAAGAUCAGCUCCACUAUUGAGAACUAGAUGAAUUAAGUUCAACCAUUAUUGCUCCAGUCUCAAGUAAUUCCUAAAUAAAAGCAUUAAAACCUUGUGUGUGAAACACAUUUUUAAAACAAUUUUCUAACAGAUACCUCACCGUGUAUUUCCUAGUUUAAAAAAAAACAAAACCCCAGUUACUUACAAAUAAAAUUUGUAAGGAAAUGUUCAUUUUAAGUGCUAGUGAGGAAAACUUGUAAUUUAAAAUACAGCCUGUCAGUUUAAGCAAAUACUUAGCCUGAACCCAUCUGCCUUUGCAGCUGCAGUGACCUUCUUAGUUCAGAAGUCCUGAGCUAGAAUUGGGAAGUGCUUUGGCUUUUUAUUAUGGGUUUUGUUUCUUGAGUGGGGCCCAGCCUUUUGCAGUGAUACAGAUGGAAGAAGUAACAUGUAUCCUCUUGUUUUUCAUCCAUCUUUGUAGUUUAAAUUACUUCAUUUACUUGCUUUAUUUUUUUCCACCUAUAAAAUUGACAAGCAACUCCCCCCCCAAAAAAAAUUCCUGUUUUUAAAUUGAGAGAAAAAUAGACUUGCCAAAUUAUCAGAGCCCUGCUUUUGCUAAAAGCCCAUCUUCUGCUAGCCUGGCCUGACAGACAGCUGCAUUUGAAUGGUCUGUAAAGUAGACUAUAAAUUGUAUCUUUUUUUUUUUUUAACAUGAGUUACUACUAAUUUAGUGUUUUCAAUACCAAGAUAAAGAAAAAUGCACCUACAAACUAAUUAACAUUCUCUAGGGUCACCAAGUUAAGAUAGUAUUGAACUGUGUUAACCAGAGUAACUUUCUGCCUGGCCUAUAAAUAAAUUCCACAGUGUCUAAUCAGUCCAUCUUGAAAUGGUGCUUUGUUUUUUCCUUUCCACACACUAUUGGAUGGCUGGAAUUUAAAACAAACUUAAACCACUUUCUUGCACUGCUAACUUUUUUCUACUUUUGUAAAUAAAUAUUUCAGCGUAAAAGUCAUACAUACGACAUAAGGGCUGAAUCAUAAUCACAAGGCUUUAAUUGUGGUAACUAAUUCAGUGGCCUAAGUAUUUGCUGCAGACAGUGACUGAGAAGGUCAUGUGGGGAGUUUGUGAUAGGUGUGGUGUUUUCUGUUUGUCCCCCUUCCUCUCACUCUUCAGGAGAAAGGUAAGUUGACUUGAAUAACCUUCUUUUGCACUGAGAAAAGUGAAAAAUGUUUGAAAUGCUUUAAAAUUUUUUAAUUAAAAAACACUCUGGAAAUAUUAAAUAUCUGUAACUUAUAAACAGCAACUUUUGAUGUGUAGUAAGUGUGCCCUAAUCUUCAGUGCACUUAGCUGGGUCAUAGAGACUCUUCCUUGGUUAAGAUGUGUAUAUUCAGUGGGCCAAUAUCAUACUAAAGUGUGUAUAUAUUAUAUAAACAUAUCUAUAUCUCCAUGCUUGAUUGUAUGGGAUGAAUGUCUUAAGAGUCACUUGUGAUGUUUUAUGGUGUUGACCCUGGCUCCAAAGCCUGCGCUUGAAACAAAAACCAAGUUUUAACCAUCUUUUACCUGUUUGUUCAGCUUUAUUUGAGCUCUCUUCAUAGAAUUUUUCUCAUGUUUCAGACUUAAAAAUUACAGUUGUAAUUAUGAGAAUAAUAAACUUUAAGAAAUAAAAAGUGUACUAUAUCAUUUUGCAUUGAAGCUUUGCACUGUUCUUUGCUCGAGGAAGGGCAGGUGUGCUGUCAGCAUACGUUAUCCUGUCUAAAGUAUUUUGGACAGUAUCAUAUAGAAUAAAUAAAACGUUGACUAUC
Molecule: messenger RNA, 5280 nt
Organism: Peromyscus eremicus (cactus mouse)
Lineage: Eukaryota; Metazoa; Chordata; Mammalia; Rodentia; Cricetidae
Gene: Eps15
Product: epidermal growth factor receptor pathway substrate 15
Exons: 25
Coding region: 171-2966 (931 amino acids)
Biological process (GO): endocytosis; endosomal transport
Cellular component (GO): cytoplasm; clathrin coat of coated pit; plasma membrane
Molecular function (GO): cadherin binding; calcium ion binding
Source: RefSeq, a predicted model, not a curated record